Molecule: messenger RNA, 4780 nt
Organism: Chara braunii
Lineage: Eukaryota; Viridiplantae; Streptophyta; Charophyceae; Charales; Characeae
Source: the annotation of a GenBank genome assembly
GUGCUGUGGAUGGUGGUUGAUGUUGGGACGUGCUGACUGUUCUGAGUACAUGUGGGUUCAUUUCAUCCGUGUGUUUCAAGGAAUGGCUUCGCACGGACGAGGCCGCUCCGCUGGUGGCUCCGCCCCGCAUGGAGAGGAGCGUUGAGGGACGACGUCGUCGCCGGCAAGGGAAACGAGUUGGGGAGGUGGAGGACGGCUCCGACCCGUUGCAACCACCGUGCGGGCCGCUCUUGUUCGUCGUCGUUCGCGCCGACAGAACGCGUCUCGCAGGGUCCAUCGUCCCGUGGGUCGACGAUGGCGGAUACAAUUUCAAGUUUACGUUGAAGAAGCAUUACAAAAGUAAUGGUUCCGUCCACGGCAUCACAAAGGGAUGCAAGGUUGCCGGGAGGAUGUUCGGCGGGUACGGUCGUCGUGCGAUGGCUUUGCCUCACUUUGUCCCGCUGGCGCCGGGGCACGACGAGGCCGUUCACAUCACAGGCUUCCUCGAGGUCUGGGCGAGAUCUGGUACCUCUGUCAGUGCCGUGGAUGUCGGACCUGGAACAUUGAUCAGUGGUCCUGUUGGGUUCACGGGAGGAGAGUGCUUUGAAAGGGGGAUGGGAGGUCAGGGUGGCCUGCCAGCUACGCCUCCUGAUCAAGAGGUGGGCAUGUCAGACGACUCGGAGGACGACCAUCCGCGUGCUCCUUUGAAACUGGGCUUGCAUGUAUCUCGCCGCCAAGGUUUGCUUGGGGAGUCGACGCCACAUGGAGGCGGCGAUGGCGAACGGUUGCGACAGGGCUCAGAAUCGACGACUCCUCGUGGUCUGGUCGAAAGGAUUGGUUCGUUCGUUCGUGGCAUGCAGGUGGCCGAGGUUUCGCCUAGAGAUCGCGCGGGUGGUCUGCAGGUUCGAGAGGUGCGUGGGUCAGAUGAGACGACUCGCCGGGCCCGACCUUUGCCGGCGCAACUGCAGACGGAGUUGAGCCAGGAACGAGAAGCAAAUGGGAAUGUCGCCGGUGMGGAGGAGGUGUCCGAGCAGGGGCUGUUCCGUGAGAGAUCGGCUGAAAAGACUCUGUCGGGAGGCAAACGCAGCUUGCCGGAUAAGGAAGAGCGAGAGGGACUAGGUGCUCUGAAAAGGCAGAGAAAGUUAGGAGGGAGUGCUCGGACGCCAACAACACGAGAGGGCGGUUCCGUUGAGAAGAGGAAAAGGGUKGGAGGUGGGRAUGAAACGCCAAAAGACUCGUCRACACGGCGAAGAGCCGGUGAGUCUUCCGGGAAACGGAGGAAAUCAUCGAGGGGGAAGAAAGCUGACGAGGGCGACAACGGGAAGGGGGAUGACGACGUGGAGAUUAACCUCAACGCCUUUAACCUCGACAAUGCGUUCUUCCUCGAGAUGCAGACAGGGGUGCAGAAGGACGUCGUGUUGCACAUCCAUCCCGAAAGAACAUUAGCUAUUCCAGACUGGGAAGACGCGUACACCUACCGAUCCUUGGACGAGUUCCUCGUUGAUACCAUCGCGUCGGCUAUGAUCGACUGCUACGAACGUAAAGACAUGAGAUACACGAAGCCCAUUUUCGUUCUCGCUCCGAUCGUCGCGCCUCCAGAGAACGGCGAGCCUGCUGYGMGCGUGCUGCCUGYUGACUUCRACARCUCRCACCCGGAGARAUACUGGUAUUAUCCUGUGUGUGGACAGCAUAACGCGAGGGCGGCGAUGAUGGUGAAAGACCAUCCCAUGUUUGAUUACUACAACUUCUGUAAAUGGCCGUUCAGACCGAUCUACUUCCCUGACGACGAGUUCGACGGCUACGCCCAUGCCAGCUACGAAGACAACAUGAAAGACAACAAGAAUCCACCGCGCUUGCAGGCUUUGUCUAUGCGGGACAUUCGCAAUAUGUGGAAAAUUAAGGGCAAACCGCGUGUGGUGCUCGGCAAUGCAUCGAAGAAACAGGACGAGGUGCGGAAGUGGGUGCGGUUCAUGGUGUUGGCAAUGAAGAAGACACCGUACACGCCUAUCUGGAACCUGUCAACGAAAGCAAAGAAAAGAAAGGAAUGGGCUGAGAAACCUCGAUACUACCUCCCGCUGGCCAUGGCAGAUGACUCCGUCUUCCCUUUGGGGUUGAAGUUCUUUGAGGAGUGGUCGAAAGGGAAACUCCUUGCUUCCGACGGCCGGUGUUGGACUGAAAAGCCGCCCACCCAUGAGGAGGUAGCCAAGCCAGGACUCUCCACUGUGACUGACAGCCAGGGGCUGAAGAAACACGUCUGGUACUUGAAGGUGGACGACCCGUCAUUGAAAAAGGGCAGGGGGAAGCCAAAGAAAGGCGCGGAGGAGAAAACUUUCUACGUCCAAGUUCCUGAGCCGGAUGUCCACUGCUGGAAGGAAUUGGUGGACCUGACGGACCGCGAGAAGAAAAGGUUGUUGAACGGCGUCUUGAACCUUAACGUCGUGUGGGUUCAAAUGAGUAGCAAGAAGUUGGCCGAGCAGGGGAAGUUCAGUGUCAAGGAGAUGGUCGACAUAAUAAAAAUGGACCGGAUUAUGUUGAGGCUGUGGCACUACGUGGAGUUCGAGAACGAGGAAAUGGAUAAGCGGGAGUGGAAUGCCAACUCCACGUUUUUCAGGUCCAAGAAUCAACUGUUCGAAGAGUUCAAGGACAGAGGUCUCGACGACAAGCUUUGGAACGAGAGCAGGAAAUUUUUCACGGACACCACGUACUUUAACGUCGACCCAUUGAGUGCCAUAGAUCAUAGGGAGGCGCUGGGAAAACUAGGGCAUCAGCUACGCUCCCACACUUGCGUGCUCGACUUGUGCGGUGAUGUGGACCGUGCGCAAUGGGACUCUGGGGCAUUCGCGUCUGUGAGUGAGUUGCUGGGCUUUGUUUGUCGGGACUACUGGACAUUGGUGGUAUUCGUCCUCUGCCUGUGGAACCUCUCCUUCAUGACAUUUUUGUCUGCGCUUGGGGCUACACGAUGCUACACGGGGAAGUGGGUUCGGAAGACGGCAUCGAAGAAGACGCAUCAGUUCAGAAACAGCGUCUGGGAGGAGCCGGAUGUGAUGCAUAUCCUUUUCAAAGGCGAGGAUCCUCGGCUACUGACUCACCCGGUGUACGAGGGAGCUGUUGCUGAAGACGACGCCGCCGCUCUCCGGAGGAAACAGAAAGUGACACCCACGGAUGUGGAGGAGAAGUCUUUCAAGUCCUUGACUUUCGCGGACAUCGGAAACCUCACCCAGAGGGGGGCUCUGUACAAGGAUGGCGAACGGAAUCCGAAUCAGUUGUGCAAUCAGCUUCUUUUCUUCUCUGGUGUGGCGGAUGCCGUGAUGUUCUUGGGCAAGCCGCACGCGCACGUGGUGUGGAGUCUGCUUCAGCAGGGAAGGCACGUCUUGGCCGUGGAUGAGGACACAACGCAGCUCGAAUACACCGUGCAGUAUGUCACCCAUGAAGUGUCGUUCAAGGCUUACCCAUGCGAUUUCCACCAUGUCGUGGUCGAGCCCGUUUAUGACCCGAACAAGCACAUGUUCUUCAAGUUGACUUCAAAGAAAAGACGUCAGGUCUACUCCUUCCUUUACAGCGAACAACCAAGCUUGAGAUUUGACCCGCAGUACGUGGUGCGGAAGGAAGUCACCAUUGCGGUCCUCCAGGGCUACAACGGAGCGAGAUGCUGUCGAUUCGGCCGACUUCACAAGCUGGCGUUCGGUGAGGAGGACGACUUCAAUAUCGAGACUGAGCAGGAGGAGAGCGUUGAGGACGACCUCUUCGAUUUGGACGGGCAAUUGGCCAUCUUCAACGCCCAAGUUUCUGAGUCGCCAUCAGUAUGCAAACCGGGGACACCUCUCGCUACACCUACCUUGGGCGGUCCCACGCCCGUAUCCUCCUCAGCGCCUGUCAAGAGGGGUGGGUUGUCCCAUCUUAGGAGUUCGCCGGGGGAGCCUAUUCGCCCCACACCGCAGCCCGAACGUCUUCGACCCGGCCAUCCAGUUCCUCGGGACCAUCCGCAUCUCAAGGCUCCUGCGACUCCCUUCCACAUGGGCGACAAACACACCUUCUCCACAGCCGAAGGUUGGGGCCAUGAUAUCGUGUGGCACCCAGACCAUUUCCAGCCAGUCCUUCUUGACAGCGAAUGGGCAGUGGCUGUGGACGUAAGUGGAGGGUGGAUAUAUGACGAUCCUUGGGACCUCGAGAUAUUCAAAUCUCGCGCCUACGAUGCGGUAUUGGAGAGAUUAAGUGAGGUCAAUCAACGAAGUAAGAACGACCCUGCUCUGUGCGAAUACGGGGACACGCUGUUCGAGUUUUUGCAGUCAAAUAAAUGGCUGAAAGUGUCCUCCGCGUUCUACGCCCUUCCGUCAAGCCCGUCAAUUAAGCAAGUGAGUUGGGAGUUGCCUGAGGUCACCCCGCCGGCAGGAGUUGUGAAGCGCAAGUCUCGUGGAAAGGACGGCGACGGGGAUGGUGAAGGCGGCGGACAACGAGGUACCGGAGGUGGAAGUGAACAGCGUUCAACGAAAGAACGGUCUUCGGGGCACGCAGGCGGCGGAGAGGGGGAAAAGGGCAGCCGGGAGAAGAGAAAGCCUCGCAGCGGAGAGAAGACAAAGCAUCACAGAGGAGACGGGUAGGGGUCCGAUGUCGACCGGGACGAGGAUGGUGGGGUUCUGGCGGUGACAGGCAGCACCUCAAUGGAGACGGGGAACGACUUCAGGUCUGGGUGGAUUACGUGGCCUGGCGAGCAGGACCCUGUGAUUAGCUCCACCAGCGGAACACAGUAUACCGAUGUUGUUGGCGGGGCAGUUGUAGCAAAGAAUGAAACUUGCUUUGCUCA